UGUCCCACGAGGCAUUCCAGCUGCUAGACAGACAGAUCAGCCCUCACACCUUCAUACUGUAGCCUACUUUAAGCGCCGCAUCGAUGUUAUGUAACCUUCAGCUAAACCGCAAUGUUCGAUCUGCUAAUCGAAGAAAGUUGUUUCAAAGAUCGUGUGCUCGAGCGCGUGAGAAUCGUCUGAAGUGGAGACGGACAGCGAGGAUGCGCGGCUCCGACUGCGAGUCCGGUCACACCGAGGGGAUCCGACGGGAGGUGCGGGGAGGAACUGGUCUCCCGAUCCUCUGCAGAGUGGGAGCACUAUCACAGACCACGUGAGAGGGAUGUUCAGACGGUCCCCCGACAGACCGACACCGGCUCAUCUCUUCUGCUCCUGCUGCCUGCUGACAUGGGCUCAGCUUCCCGGAGUCAGGCGUGGAGGGAGGAGAGCGACUCUCUGUCUGAAUGUAACCUCUGAUCUUUCAUCACUCUUUUCUUUCUUUUAACAUUUUUUUUUCUUUCUUUCUUUCUUUUUCUUGGGUGACGGGAGCAGUAGAGUAAAUGCUAUGGCUUGGCCGUGCAUCACCAGAGUGUGCUGUCUGGCUCGAUUCUGGAACCAGUUCGACAAGUCGGACCUCUCGGUCCCGCUGACCAUUCAGAACUACUCGGACAUCGCGGAACAGGAGGUGCGCUCCGUCACCAAGCAGCUCUCCGACUCGGAGAACAGCUUCGCCGCCCCAAGAGGCUCCCCCCAUGCGCCCGCAGACGGACCCCGAGGUCCCUCCAGGGCACGAAGGGAGCCCAGCUACAAGCCCCGGGAGGACUACCACCCGCCCGGCGUGCCGUUCCCCAGCGUCACUCAGUACAAGCAGGAUUUCAAACCCUGGCCCAUUCCCAGGAAGGACAACUUCCCCUGGAUCAGUAACGGGGGCGGCAGGGGGGACGGCGCUUCGGACAGCAGCCAGGUGAACAGUUACCACCUCCAGGCGCAGGUUGGGGAGAGGCGGGGGGACAGGCUGGAGCAGCAGGUGACGGAGGAGAGCAAGACCAGCUCCUACAGGCAAGAGUACAGGCCAUGGACAGGGGCGAAGCCAGCCAGGAGUGCGAGGAGAAACCCCACAGCUCAAUAUUCCAGCCCAGGGACGGAGGCUACCCACAUCCCACGUGAGACCAGUUAUCAGGCCGCCUACAGCGGGGAGGUCAACAGGGCCAUGAGCGGGCAAAAGGCUGAUCUCAUCCCUCCAUCUGCUGCCUCCAACAUCCAGCCUCCGUCCGUCACGCAGCACAACCUGGCUGCCACGCGAGCCGGCAGCUCCCUCAGCCCGUCCAGCCUCCAGCAAAGCAUCCUGCCAGAGACCACCGAGCACAGCGGAACAGCCAAGAGAGAGGAGCAUCUUGUGAGGACCAAACUGCCCCCGAACCCUUCUGCCGUCUUUCAAAGCGGAUCGAGGGUCUUCAACAUCUGACAGCUGCUGGGACUCUUCACCCUCCCCACCCCCCACAGUCCAUUCCACAACACAAGAAUCUAUGCAAAGGAAUGUUGUUGUUGUGAACACUGUUGAGCAGCUGCUCAUUAUCCCAGGUAAAGAGAGAUAAACCACUCUUUUUGAUACUCCUCCAGGCUCCUUGUUCCUACAAAUGAAGACGCAUGUGACAGAAUAGUCUAGAAACAAACUCUUUCUUUUUCUUUUUUUUUUCUUUUUUGUUUUGGUUGUAGAUGCACAAGAACCUGGCUGCUCUGUAUGUCUGUGUUUGUGUGCCUGCUCUUUUGUCUCUGAUGUACAUAAUGUUGGCUCCGCACCUGUAGUCCAGGAUAUGAUUUAUCAUAAGGUGUGUUUGCUUAGAGUGUGCUAUGCUGCCCUUUGAGGUCUCUAGAAAUCUGCCUGAAAAUAAUUUAUUACCUUUACAUUCAGUUCAUGUUUGAAGAAAUUAUUGUUUAGUCGAAUUUUUUUUUGAUAAAGAUCUUGUCAAAGAGAAACAGCAAUUAAAGGAUCUAAAAAGUUGAAUUACAAUAAAAUAUUGUUUAUUA
Poeciliopsis prolifica (blackstripe livebearer) is the source of this 2004-nucleotide messenger RNA. RefSeq names its product MAP6 domain containing 1 (gene map6d1). Gene Ontology annotation, cellular component: microtubule; Golgi-associated vesicle; cis-Golgi network. NCBI's taxonomy places the organism in Eukaryota, Metazoa, Chordata, Actinopteri, Cyprinodontiformes, Poeciliidae. Gene Ontology annotation, biological process: microtubule cytoskeleton organization; regulation of microtubule cytoskeleton organization; cytoskeleton-dependent intracellular transport. Gene Ontology annotation, molecular function: calmodulin binding; microtubule binding. Bases 542 to 1441 code for a protein of 299 amino acids. The transcript has 3 exons. The record is from RefSeq and is a predicted model, not a curated record.